GUUUAACAUGGUGAUUAUAAGAGUAGAGUUCAUUGAACUAAUUUAAAUCUCAAGGUAAUGAGGAGUCAAAAAUAUUUUCCUAGAUGUACGUUUGCUGCCACAUAUCUUUUUUCAACUUUUGAAGGGUUCUUCGGAUUCGCAUUAGAACCGGUCGUUCUCGGAUGCAUUUUGCAAUUAGGAGUUUUGUUUACUGCUUAUAUUGUAUAUUCAAAAUACAAAAUGUCGUAUGAAAACAUAUUGUUUGCUGAUGCUUAUGCUGUUAAUGGGACUCCUCAGGGAUCAGUCAUAAGUGAAACUAAAGAACAUUCUUUAUUUUUGACUAUCCACUUGAGCCCUAUUGCAUCUCCACAAGAAUGUUUGGAGUCUAUUGGACAUAUUGAGAGAUAUGUUAAUUCAAUUUGUCCAAGACAUUUGUGUCGUGAAGAUGAAAUUCUAUAUGGUGUCGGUUUCGGAUUUGAUUUCUUUCGAAAAAUCAGCCCCGAUUUUGAACACAAGAAAGUUGAACCCUUUCAAUAUCAUGAACGUUCAGGGGCUUUGGGUAGACUUCCUAAGACGGGCGGAGAUAUAUUUAUUCAUGCUAAGUGUAAUAAUUAUGGCAAGUUGUUUGAACUGACACAAGCCAUCAUUAAUAAUUUACCACCCAGAUCUGUAGACAGAUUCGAGGAUAUUUACGGAUGGGUUUAUCGUAAUGGGCGUGAUUUGAGUGGUUUUAUUGAUGGAACAAUGAAUCCGAGAGAUCCAGAUGAACGGGCAGAGGUAGCAAUCAACACAUAUACAGGCGGAAGUUAUGGUCUUGUUCAAAAAUGGAUUCAUGAUAUGGAUUUGCUUCGAUCAACACCAGAUAAUAUAAAAGAAAAAUGGAUUGGUCGAACAAUUGAACAUAGUUUUGCAUUACAUGAUAAAUCUAUUACAUCACAUAUUGCUAGAAUGAUUGGAUCUGCAGAAAGAGGUAAAUGGCCAAAAUUUCGUAUCGUUCGACAAUCUCAACCAUAUGGUACAUUAUCUGGUGAAGCUGGACUAUUAUUCAUUGCAUAUGCAGCUGAAAUAAAAAAUUUCAAUUUUAUGCUAGAUCGUAUGACUGGUGAUACUGAAGAUAGAGAAAUAGAUGAUGUAAUGCGUUUUAGUCAUUGUGUUACAGGAAAUUAUUGGUACUUUCCUAGUCAAGAAGAACUCACUCAUUUAGUUACUAUGGACAAACUAGAACCUUAACUCACAAGCUUAAUCAUAUUUUUAUAAAAUUAAUUUAAAUGGAUGAUCUAGUGAUUUUUCUUUCUUACUUAAACAAACGCUAUUUAGUAUUAUGACAUUCAGCGUUUGGUACACUUGUAUCUAACCUGAAAGUAGAUGAUGUGCUAUGGGUGUAGUGAACAAGAACACGAGUGGGAAUAAUCGGAUGUAUUUGAGCACAAAACUACAGAACAUCUCAAUACCUGCACUCCAGCGGCCUGCUGAGUCAUCUGCAUCUGAUGUCCGCCCAGCAUCCUCACGUCUCACCGCUCCUCUACGUCUACAGCACCCUCCAGAGCCAACGCUGCCAAGCCGGAAGACUACUCGAUGUCACCUUUUCGCACCAGACUGCCCCUACUAGCACCUCAACUCCAGGCCCGCAACGGCGUCCGCAGGACAGCGCUCCUCCCCCUCCUUGUUGUCAGCGACACUAAACGUAUUAAGCAGGAACUCGAGUGGGCUCAGUCGAAUGUACUUGGUGCUACAUUACAGAGUAUCUCACUGAAAUCUGAGAACCAUACAUUAAAUAGUUAAUUUGCAAAAUAUCAAUCAAAUGUCUCAAACUUGACUGUUUCUUCUGCAUAUAUCAGUCCAUUCUCUCAGAUUUCAUUGUUCAUACAGUUUUAUACCAACUGCCUUCUGUUCCUGUUCUUUCCUUCUCGAUCUUCUACUGAAAUACAUUCCGUCACUGACCGUCAUUAUAUACUACUUAUAUAGAUAUAAGUAGCUCACAUCACAGGGGUAAAUAUACUGGAAUGCCUGUAUGUACAGUGAUCUGAUAGUUAAACGAAUACGAAAAAAUCGUUAAGAUCAUGAGUCAUUUGAUUCUAGACCACCAUGGAAAACCUGGAAGCACUGGACGGCCGUUUCGUCAUAUUGUGGGACUCCUCAGUAGUGCGCAUCCACGAUCUCGCCCCUUGCGAGAUUCGAACCCAG
Molecule: messenger RNA, 2163 nt
Organism: Schistosoma bovis
Lineage: Eukaryota; Metazoa; Platyhelminthes; Trematoda; Strigeidida; Schistosomatidae
Source: the annotation of a GenBank genome assembly